Messenger RNA from Anoplopoma fimbria (sablefish), 1164 nucleotides. RefSeq names its product calpain small subunit 1-like. The transcript has 11 exons. NCBI's taxonomy places the organism in Eukaryota, Metazoa, Chordata, Actinopteri, Perciformes, Anoplopomatidae. The record is from RefSeq and is a predicted model, not a curated record. Gene Ontology annotation, molecular function: calcium ion binding. The coding region runs from base 177 to 827 and encodes 216 amino acids.
CAUUGAAAAAGAACUCGGAUCUUUUAGUUCAACUGGUUUUCUGGACUCUGAAGUGGGAGUGCCCUCCUGCCAGAAUAUCUGCCUCUCUCUCCUUCUCUCUCCUUCAGUGUGUCUUUACCUCUCUCAGCCUCUCCUCCCUCUCUCCAGCAGAAGCACACGUCUCAGCACACGGCAAAAUGUUUUUUGCAAAGAAUUUAAUCAAAGGCAUCAUUGAUGUUGUGAGCAACAUCGACCCGGAGCAGUUUAAGUCUGCAGACCCUCCUCCUCCUCGCAGACCUCUGAACUUCGCCGAGUCUCAUGAGAACGAUGAGGAGAAACAGUUUCGGAGGGUUUUCAAACAGCUGGCCGGAGAGGACAUGGAGGUGAGCCCCGAUGAGCUAAAAAACAUCCUCAACAAAGUCAUGGGCAAACAUGGAGGCCUGCAAACUGAUGGUUUCAGCAUCGAGUCCUGCAGGAGCAUGGUCGCUGUCAUGGACAGUGACAGCACAGGUAAACUGGGCUUCCAUGAGUUCAAAUACAUGUGGAACAACAUCAAGAGAUGGCAGGCUGUCUAUUUAAAAUACGAUGCAGAUGGUUCAGGUACAAUCAACUCUCAUGAACUGCCAAAUGCCUUCAAGGCUGCAGGCUUCCCUCUGAAUGACCAGCUCUACAAGCUGAUUAUCCGUCGCUAUAGCGAUGAGAACGGCAGCAUGGACUUUGACAAUUUCAUUGGCUGCCUGGUGCGACUCGACGCCAUGUGCAGAGCCUUUAAGACUCUGGAUAAGGACAAGACUGGCACCAUCGACCUGGACAUCAAGGAGUGGCUUCAGCUGACGAUGUACUCAUGAAGCGUUGGAGGGGAAGCUGCUCCACAACAAAAACCUUCUUCUCUUCUUUCAUCUCAUCCCUCACUCCCUCUCAUUGCACUUCUGUGUGUGUGCGCACUUGUGGAUGUGCAAUAGUGUUUGAACCCCCCUCGUCAUCAUGGUAACGGGACCAAAAGUGUAAGAGUUAGAGCUAAAGCAAAGGGGAAAAUCAAACUCGGACCAAAGUGGAGCUGAUUCUGCUGUUGCACUGUCCCGCUGCUACCAGGCGGUGGUGCUACAACGUCCCCCAUGUUACAUCUAUAUUUAGGGCAAAGGAUUUGUAUCAGAAGCCGAAUAAAGUGACACAACUGACAAUUAA